This is a messenger RNA of Bacillus rossius redtenbacheri, 1798 nucleotides long. RefSeq names its product sorting nexin-16 (gene Snx16). The transcript has 7 exons. NCBI's taxonomy places the organism in Eukaryota, Metazoa, Arthropoda, Insecta, Phasmatodea, Bacillidae. Gene Ontology annotation, cellular component: late endosome; early endosome; extrinsic component of endosome membrane. Gene Ontology annotation, biological process: protein targeting to lysosome; early endosome to late endosome transport; endosome to lysosome transport. Gene Ontology annotation, molecular function: phosphatidylinositol binding. The coding region runs from base 147 to 998 and encodes 283 amino acids. The record is from RefSeq and is a predicted model, not a curated record.
AUGUCUGUAUGAUAUAUAUUUAUAUAUGCUCGGCUCGAAGGAUGAAAACAUGUGAUGUGACAGAUUAUUACGUAAAAUGUUUAUAAUGUUAUGAAGAUUUUAAGGUGUUCCAUAAAGGAAGUAGAAGCUCCACGCAGCCCUGAGAGAUGUCCCUCCACGGCUCGGGCACAUCUGAGGUGUCGUCGGUGGUCAGUCAGACCAAGGGUGUGUCCGGCGGGGAGGGGGCAGGCCCGUUGCCGCUGGACAAGGACCAGGUCCUGGCCGCGACCUCCCAGGCUUCUCUGUUGCUCCCCCCCAAGAUGAUGUCCGUGAGUGGCUCGGCCUCGCAGAGCUCGUGCCAGGACGAGGUGGAGGAGGCAGCGUCCUCCUGCAACCAGUUCAGCAUCCCCAUCGUGGGGUACGAGAUCAUGGAGGAGCGCGCUCGCUUCACGGUGUACAAACUGCGCGUGGAGAACCAGCUGACGGGGGACUGCUGGUUCGUGUACCGCCGCUACACCGACUUUGUGCGUCUUCUCUGCAAGCUGAAGAACGACUUCCCCGGAGUAAAACUGUCGCUGCCCAAGAAAAGGUGGUUCAGGGACAACUUUGACAGCCGCUUCCUGGAGGAGCGCAUCCAGGGACUGCAGGCGUUUGUCAACGACAUCCUGCAGUCGAGUCACCUGAGUGCCUGCCUCGCCGUCAAGGACUUCUUCUGUCUCAACGAGCCUCCCUCGUACGCAGAGAGCAUGGAGGAGUCCAGAGUGGUGUUCGAGGUGCUGGAGGAGACGGUGUUCCAUCUGCGCUGCCAGGUGCAGGAGAGGGACCUGCAGAUAGAGCAGCUCAAGAAGCAGCAAGAGUCCCUCUUCAACUUCAUCAGGAUGUCGACGAAGGAGUGCUCGCGGUGCUUCAAGGACGUGGUGAGCAUGGAGGCGACCGUGCCUGCGGCGUCCUCCACCCCCCUCAAGGACAUCGUGGAGGAAGCAGAGGACAGCGUGGUGCCACCCCCGGAGCACGGCUAGCACGGCUGGCAUGGCUGGCACGGCUGGCUCUCUCCUUCCUCCCACUCUGGGGGUGCACGAGUCGAGUCGAGUCGAGUCGUACAAAAACUCAAGUAUUUUCGAAUAGAGUAUUCAGCAAAUAUUUUGACGUGAUAAUGUCUUAUAAAUCGAUGAACGCCGGCUUCACGCACGAAAAAUUGUCACGUUCAGCCUGAGCCGAGCGUGAAAGAACCGGCCAACCACCGUGCGAGAAAAUCUUCUAUAAUAUCAAACAGGUUAAGGCGGGCGUUUUAACUAAUUGUUCGUUAUUAUAUUUAAACAAAUUAUUUGAAUUAAAUUUGCAAAAACUGGAAAUAAUAUUUGGAAAUUUAAAAGUGCAAUUUUUCAUCAAUGUUUUCUUAUGACUUUAUCACGUAAAAUUAUCAUCCGUAAACCGACUUUACAAACUCCCCCCCCCCCCCUUUUUUUUUUUUUGCGCUUUACCUUUUAAGCUCAACUAACAGAACAUAGUGGCACAAGAGUACAUACUGUACAGAGUAUCUCAUGAUGGUUUAUUUACUCACUAUUAUUGAGUUAACUGAAUAAUAGCCUACAGUCCCUACCCACAGUAUUUAUAUUUAUCAUUUAAUUUGUUCAUAUUUCAGGUUGUUUGCAGUUGUCGUCGAGCGGGCUGAUCCCCUUAUUGGUUGUGUAGGUUCUUGGGCUAGCUCAGUUGGGGGUGGGUUUCGGGCCGCGUGGCAGUUAAGAGGAUCUAGCCUGCUAAUAAUGAAACUACAUAGGGUUUCGUGGCACUCACUCUUUUUAUUGGCCACUAUUUGCAC